GCUGAGACCACAUUUCCCGGAAGGCACUGCGCAGGCUGACACCGGAAGUCUUCUAGUUUCGCGUUGGAAAAAAGUUCUCAUGGUUGUUUUCACGCCAGUUUAGAAAAAAACUUGUGUGUCGGUUGUUUGUCGACUCUCGUGUGGUUGAGUUAGAAGACGCUGCAGGAAACACUACACCGGGAAUCAGCCGCCAACGAUACGAGAAGGGACUAGAACCUCCAGAAGGAUGAGGGGUCAACCAGGUCCAGUUCAGAUCGUCACAGUGUCUAAGGACGACCACUCGUUUGAGUUGGACACAGAGGCUCUGGCUCAGAUUCUGUUGGCUCCAGAGGUGCGAGACAAACAUGUGGUGGUGCUGUCGGUGGCCGGAGCCUUCAGAAAAGGAAAGAGCUUCCUGCUGGACUUCAUGAUCCGUUACAUGUACAGGAAGGGGGAAGACAAAUGGCUGGGUGAGGAUGAUGAGCCACUGACUGGAUUUUCCUGGAGAGGUGGAUCAGAACCAGAGACAACUGGCAUCCAGCUGUGGAGUGAAGUUUUCAUCAUCCCAAAGAGCGACGGAACAGAGGUGGCAGUGCUGUUGAUGGACACUCAGGGAGCAUUUGAUGAUCAGUCCACAGUGAAGGACUGUGCCACCAUCUUUGCCCUCAGCACCAUGACCAGCUCAAUACAGAUCUACAACCUGUCACAGAACAUUCAAGAGGACGACCUGCAGCAGCUACAGCUGUUCACGGAGUACGGUCGUCUUGCUUUGGAUGAAAUCUUUCAGAAACCCUUUCAGUCACUGAUGUUUCUAAUCAGGGACUGGAGUUUUCCCUAUGAAUACACCUACGGGUUUAAAGGGGGCAACGAGUUCCUGGAUAAACGUUUGCAGGUUAAGGAGGCCCAACACGAGGAGCUGCAAACAGUGAGGGAUCACAUACAUUCAUGCUUCACCAAAAUUUCCUGCUUCUUGUUGCCUCACCCUGGCUUGAAGGUUGCCACCAGCCCCACAUUUGAGGGACAACUUUGCGACGUGGCGCCAGAGUUCAGAGAGCAGCUGAAGAAUCUGAUUCCUAAACUGCUGCAUCCAGAUCGUCUGGCUGAGAAAGAGAUAAACGGAAACAAGGUCACCUGCAUGGGCCUGCUCGAGUUCUUCAAGGCUUACAUCAAGAUAUACCAGGGUGAAGAUUUACCACAGCCAAAGACGAUGCUCAUGGCGACAGCAGAGGCCAACAACCUGGCAGCUGUAGCCACAGCCAAAGAACAGUAUUACAAGAGCAUGGAGAAGGUGUGUGGGGGAGACCUGCCCUACAUGGCUCCUGAGCCUCUGGAGGAAAAGCAUCUCUUUAACUUGCGAGAGGCUCUUCACUCCUUCUCAUCCACUAAGAAAAUGGGCGGACAGGAGUUCUGUGAUCAAUACCAGGCGCAGCUUGAAAAUGAGCUGGAGCAAAUGUGGCAGUCUUACUGCAAACAAAAUGAGUCAAAAAAUCUCUUCAGUGCCUUCCGGACGCCUGCAGUGCUGUUUGUCCUGGUGUGCCUCCUCUACGUGGUGUCGGGUGUGUUACUCUUUGUUGGCCUGUCUACCUUCGCCUUGGUGUGUGACUGUACUCUGGGCGUGGUCAUGAUGUCCAUGCUGACGUGGGCCUUCAUCCGCUACUCUGGUCGGUACCGGAAUGUGGGCGGAACCAUCGACCAGGCUGCAGGUGUUGUUCUGGAGCAGGCGACCAUGGUAUUGAACAAGACGAGGGGGAUGAGUCCUGUCGAUGCGAAGAAAUCCAGAUAGAAGACCUCUGCACCCUCAUGAUUUCGAUGCAAUGCCACCAGCACACGACACAAGCGCACGCAUUCAACAGUAAAGCCUUAUCAUUCCACCCACUGUAACAAACAUGCAGCUAAAGCACAUCGGCACAGGGUUCAGAUAUGAUGCCAAUACACCAGCAUCUCUAUUAUGCAGAAUUGCUCAUAGAAUGGUGACUGGAUUCACUGAGGGAGGCGGGUCAUUGUUCCAGUUUCUUAACAGACGAGUCAAUGUUUACUUUGAAAACUAAAGAAAGACACUUAAUUCAGCUGAACACGUCUUACAUGGCUGUAUGUUGUUCAGACAGGGGUCGACUACACGGGCCCAGACGUGUCACACUAGCACAUUAACAGAAAACAUGAAAGCAAAAGUGACAACACAACUACAAAAGUCACACAUGGAAACACAAUCACAACAAAGGUGAAUGCAGCAGAGUUACAAGUCAGUUGCCACUUAAAAUGCGAUGCUUAUCGGUCACUCAAAUAAACAAGCGUCACAAGUAGUGACUGGCUUGACCGGGUUUUCACACACGAGAGCUUACUCGGCCACAACAAGAAAAAAAGAUUUAACCGGAAAGUUACUCUGCUUGUUUCAUUGUCAACAUGUCCGUUGUCACUGAUUGUGUUUCCGUCAGGUGUCUCAGGUAUGGUUGUUUCCUGUUGAAGUGCCUGCAUGACACCUCUCAGCCACCGUAGUCGUCAGGGUGCUUCUCAAACAAAGCUUUUGCAUUAUAUCUUUAAAUAAGAAUCUUUACAAAUGCUGGCUUUAAAGCUUCUACAUUUAUACUUUUUUUUUUUAUGCUAUAUUUUUUUCUCUUAUUGGCCAUAAGACAUUCCAUUCAGUUUAUAGAGUUGCAGCUUGUUUGAUAUAAAUUAGCAUUAAGAGACAGGUGAACUGUCGCUAUGUAGAGAGGGAAGAGGUUACGCACUUUGUAUUUAGCAUAGCAGAUUUUGGACGCUGCACGUUUUGGGGAAUUCAGUUUGAGUUAAGUGCUUUGCUGUUUCCUCUUUGAUGGAAACAUGCACUUUGUAGAUUUUGAUACUUUAUUCUAGAUUCUACUUUUAAAAAACUAUAUAGGAACUAAUAUUCUGCAAAACAAAAUAAAUAAGACACUAAUGUAAUAUUCAAAGGUGUUGAUCGCCCAAUACAACCAGUCCGCCAAAGAAAGGAGAGCUUUAAAUGUUUAAAUUAAAAUACUGGGGCCUCAAAUUGCACUGAUAACAAUGAACACAGUUGAAGAACACUUUGUGACAUUUUGUCAAACACUACAAGUGUUGAACAUCCAUGUUACAAAUAACAAGCAGAAUAUAAAAAUAGAACAAAACAUAAACAAGCAGCGGAGCAUUCCUGUAAAUGAGACUGUGUGGAGUCCUCCAUACACAGCCGUUUGUAUGUCUGCUGUAAAAAAUCUUUCCUUAGCGGCCUGUGCUGUCAGCUCCAGCGUGACAAAACACUGUGAUGUAUGAAGUUCACAUCGUUGAUCUGGCCUCAGGUAAAUGGGAUAUUUCAACUAUUUCUAAACUUUUUCGGGCUGAAACUUGUUUUCAGUAAUAAAAAAAAAAGCUGAAGCCAUCGCACGCUCAGGUCAAAGCUCUGCUCCAAGCGGCUGACAGGAAAAGUUACGCAACAGUUAAUCAAAGCAUAUUACAGGAGAGGAAGAAAAAUGAGAGUUGGAUGACUUUGUUUCUGAGUUAGUUGUUUACAUGCAGCCUUAUAACUAAUCGGUCAAAAACGCAGUCAUGCAGAGAAUUAAGAAGGUCGACU
This is a messenger RNA of Paralichthys olivaceus (Japanese flounder), 3541 nucleotides long. It is a transcript of the gene atl3, whose product is annotated as atlastin 3. The record is from RefSeq and is a predicted model, not a curated record. Gene Ontology annotation, biological process: endoplasmic reticulum organization; protein homooligomerization. Gene Ontology annotation, molecular function: GTPase activity; GTP binding. NCBI's taxonomy places the organism in Eukaryota, Metazoa, Chordata, Actinopteri, Pleuronectiformes, Paralichthyidae.